Sapajus apella (tufted capuchin) is the source of this 2748-nucleotide messenger RNA. It is a transcript of the gene SCFD1, whose product is annotated as sec1 family domain containing 1. The record is from RefSeq and is a predicted model, not a curated record. Lineage: Eukaryota; Metazoa; Chordata; Mammalia; Primates; Cebidae. Gene Ontology annotation, cellular component: cytosol; Golgi membrane. The coding region runs from base 225 to 2072 and encodes 615 amino acids. Gene Ontology annotation, molecular function: syntaxin binding. Gene Ontology annotation, biological process: endoplasmic reticulum to Golgi vesicle-mediated transport; intracellular protein transport. The transcript has 24 exons.
AAAAAUUCUUAGUAUUCUGCUAAUAUUAGGGCUACCGAGGCAUUAACCUGCACUGGGUCUGCCAGUACUACCGAGAGCGAGGGUCUUCCUGGAGGAGGUGGGGUCUGGCCCUCAGGCACCUCCUUUGGCCCCGCCUCUCCGCGCUUUGCUUCCGGGUCGGUAAGGGCAGCCACGUCAUCCCCCGGCUCCGCAAGCUUGCCGGGCAGUCGCUCCUGGGAGCCAAGAUGGCGACGGCGACGGCGUCCUCAGCGAGUAUUCGGGAAAGGCAGACAGUGGCUUUGAAGCGUAUGUUGAAUUUCAAUGUGCCUCAUGUUAAAAACAGCACAGGAGAACCAGUAUGGAAGGUACUCAUUUAUGACAGAUUUGGCCAAGAUAUAAUCUCUCCUCUGCUAUCUGUGAAGGAGCUAAGAGACAUGGGAAUCACUCUGCAUCUGCUUUUGCACUCUGAUCGAGAUCCUAUUCCAGAUGUUCCUGCAGUAUACUUUGUAAUGCCAACUGAAGAAAAUAUUGAUAGAAUGUGCCAGGAUCUUCGAAAUCAACUAUAUGAAUCAUAUUAUUUAAAUUUUAUUUCUGCUAUUUCAAGAAGUAAACUGGAAGAUAUUGCAAAUGCAGCAUUAGCAGCUAGUGCAGUAACACAAGUAGCCAAGGUUUUUGACCAGUAUCUCAACUUUAUUACUUUGGAAGAUGAUAUGUUUGUAUUAUGUAAUCAAAAUAAGGAGCUUGUUUCAUAUCGUGCCAUUAACAGGCCAGAUAUCACAGAUACAGAAAUGGAAACUGUUAUGGACACUAUAGUUGACAGCCUCUUCUGCUUUUUUGUUACUCUGGGUGCUGUUCCUAUAAUCAGAUGUUCAAGAGGAACAGCAGCAGAAAUGGUAGCAGUGAAACUAGACAAGAAACUUCGAGAAAAUCUAAGAGAUGCAAGAAACAGUCUUUUUACAGGUGAUACACUUGGAGCUGGCCAAUUCAGCUUCCAAAGGCCCUUAUUAGUCCUUGUUGACAGAAACAUAGAUUUGGCAACUCCUUUACAUCAUACUUGGACAUAUCAAGCAUUGGUGCAUGAUGUACUGGAUUUUCAUUUAAACAGGGUUAAUUUGGAAGAAACUUCAGGGGUGGAGAACUCUCCAGCUGGUGCUAGACCAAAGAGAAAAAACAAGAAGUCUUAUGACUUAACUCCAGUUGAUAAAUUUUGGCAAAAACAUAAAGGAAGUCCAUUCCCAGAAGUUGCAGAAUCAGUUCAGCAAGAACUAGAAUCUUACAGAGCACAGGAAGAUGAGGUCAAACGACUUAAAAGCAUUAUGGGACUAGAAGGGGAAGAUGAAGGAGCCAUAAGUAUGCUUUCUGACAAUACUGCUAAGCUAACAUCAGCUGUUAGUUCUUUACCAGAACUCCUUGAGAAAAAAAGACUUAUUGAUCUCCAUACAAAUGUUGCCACUGCUGUUUUAGAACAUAUAAAGGCCAGAAAAUUGGAUGUAUAUUUUGAAUAUGAAGAAAAAAUAAUGAGCAAAACUACUCUGGAUAAAUCUCUUCUAGAUAUAAUAUCAGACCCUGAUGCAGGAACUCCAGAAGAUAAAAUGAGGUUGUUUCUUAUCUAUUAUAUAAGCACACAGCAAGCACCCUCUGAGGCUGAUUUGGAGCAAUAUAAAAAAGCUUUAACUGAUGCAGGAUGCAACCUUAAUCCUUUACAGUAUAUCAAACAGUGGAAGGCUUUUACCAAGAUGGCCUCAGCUCCUGCCAGCUAUGGCAGCACUACCACUAAAUCAAUGGGUCUCUUAUCACGAGUCAUGAAUACAGGAUCACAGUUUGUGAUGGAAGGAGUGAAGAACCUGGUUUUGAAACAGCAAAAUCUACCUGUUACUCGUAUUUUGGACAAUCUUAUGGAGAUGAAGUCAAACCCUGAAACUGAUGACUAUAGAUAUUUUGAUCCCAAAAUGCUGCGGGGCAAUGACAGCUCAGUUCCCAGAAACAAAAAUCCAUUCCAAGAGGCCAUUGUUUUUGUGGUGGGAGGAGGCAACUACAUUGAAUAUCAAAAUCUUGUUGACUACAUAAAGUUGAGCCUGAUUUUUCCUACCUGACCAGAGAGACAUAAAAGACCUCUCCUUGAACAAGAAUCGGGUUCCCCUGGGAGCUGUGUCUAGAAGUUCUGGACCCCUCUAAUGUUUCCCUGUGCUUGCUUCCUUCUUGUAUACUGUAACCUCUACCUUUAUUAAUGCCUAUUAGCCACAAGAAUCCCAAUUAUAUGACCCAUAUACCAUCUUAUUUUGGAAAAAAAUCUGAGUUGUGGCUUUUUAUUUAUUCUCAGAGAUGGCCAUUAGGACAUGUAUUCAGCCAACAAUGUUUGAUCAGCUUAUACAUCACAGAGUUGUGUUACAAAUUUACCUUCAAGUUCACAAUACAUACAAGAAAUUAGCAAAUCAUUAGUAGAGAUUUGACUGUUGUGAUUGGCUUCCAAUAUUGUAACUGUGACUUUUAUUCCUGAUUUUGUCAAUGUGGAAUGAGAUGUAUUAACUUACACUGUGUUGCUCAAGUGAGACUAAAAGCACAAUCCAUGCUACCUGCACCAUAGCCCACUUUCAGCAUAAAGAACUCAAAUGUAUUCUUCAAGCAGUACACAUCCUACAUUGGAAGAAUGUUCUAAGAUUGUAUGGGUAACUGUUGCUCCUGUGAAAUAUGACAGUCAUCAGAUUCCUUCUAUUUUGAGUGUAAUAGGAAAUGGCACCAAUAGUGUGCCAUAGUACCUACUUUGGGGGA